Molecule: messenger RNA, 2268 nt
Organism: Eremomyces bilateralis CBS 781.70
Lineage: Eukaryota; Fungi; Ascomycota; Dothideomycetes; Eremomycetales; Eremomycetaceae
Exons: 2
Coding region: 279-1988 (569 amino acids)
Source: RefSeq, a predicted model, not a curated record
CAACAACCAAAACAUCCCCCCAACAUUCUCUCCAGGGUUGUUGUAUUGCGCUUCUCCCAAAACAUCCGACACUCCCUUUUUCUUGCAAAUCCCCUUCUUGAAGCCCUCUUUUGAUAUUCCCCUUUCUUCAGUGAUUGCUCUUUGUUACCGCUUGUGUACCCUGAUCUGCUGCAUCUGCUGUGAUACAGCACCCCGCACUCACUACCAACUGAGUAUAAACAAAACACCUCCCCGGGCAACAAGCUCCCAUCCUGUCCCAACUUGAUUUAUACGGAACCAUGUCGCUGUCCCAGUUGUACAAACAGUUUCUGGCGUCGCCGAACGCUUCGUUCCUGGCCGAUGAUGCGUCGUUGUGCUACGUGCCAACGCUGGUCACCAUAAACAAUGCCACCGCUGUGAUCAAGCACUACACUUCGCAAGCAAAGCAGCUCUCCAAGAAGGCAGAGAAGUUCGUCUCGGUCGUCGAGGGAAGCAAUGCCCUGAGCAUCGACGUCGAGACCACGAUUGAGUUCCAGACAGGAGGAGGUGCCUACCUCCCGGGGCUCGAUGACAAUUUCCUUACCGAGAAAGUCGUGGUUCUGCCAUCGAUCCACAUUGUCCACUUCGACGAGCAGCAGAAGAUACGCCAAAUCAGGAAAUACUGGGACCAAGGCUCGCUUCUCAAGUCCAUCGAAGUCAUCGGCGCCCGCGCCCGAAAUUGGCCUCUUCGAGAUGGUAAAGAUCAAGUCCGCCUGAUCAGCACCUACGCUGCUGCCUUGACCGGUGGUCCCGGCCCGUCUGCGCCUCCCACUGCGUCCCGACGCACCACCGCGUCUCGCGAUUCCGAUCACAGGCCCCUGAAAUCCCGUUCUCAUGCCGGCAGCACGACUAGCGCGACCAACGAUCCGCAUGCAACUCUGUCGUUGUUCGGUCCGCGCAGUGUAGAUGAAGAUGAGCGGUCUUUCGGUCCAGGGCCCACUCCCCGCGCGUCUGCCCGCCCUCCCACUCGGGAUCUGGAAGCCAUACUAGGCGGCAGCGAAGACCCUCCCGCGCAAUCGUCCCCUGGCGCAUCAGUCCGAAGCCCGUCUCCGCACAAGAGGAUGGGUAUUGCCCCUAAAUCCGGCGCAGGCAAGAACUUCCAGCCGACCCGGCUAUUCGAAGAGGAGGAGGCCCCGAUAGAGAAGGGCAUCAAGACCAAUGCCAAGAAAUACAACCACUUCGAAUUCGGAGAAGGCGAGGAGGUGCACGUAAACCAGGCCGAGCGAGAUGCCAAGCAUAAGGCCAAGCACGGCAGCCAGUGGGGUUUCGAGGACUUCGCGACGCCGCAGGCCCCCAAGACCAGGGUGCGUCCCAACGAGGAGCGCCACUUCGGCUGGAGCGACGACGAAGAAAAGUCGCCCGUCCGCCGCCCGAUCGUCCAUCGCGCCCGACCCGAUGCCGAAACGCACUUCGAGUUCGUCGACGACGGCACCCCAGGCGCCGAACGACGCAUCAUCGGCGGCGCCAAGGGCCGUACGGCCAACAAUGGUCAGGGACUCUACAAGGACCAGAUCCUUGGCGACGACAGCGACACGCCCGUCAAGAACGCGGGUGCCGGCGCCAAGAAAGGCCCGCUCACGUCCAUCACGACGAACCCCAACAACGUGGCGCGCACCAAGGACUUCGGCGCGCACUGGGACAUGACGGACGAGAGCCCGGAGGUGACGCAUACGGGGGAGAACGUCGGCCCGACGGCGCGGAAGAAUGUGUCGGAAGACAGGAAGAAGGUCAUCAAGGGCCUCGACGCCACCUGGGAGAUGACCGACCAGUCUCCCGAGCCGACCCGGCAGAUCUACAAGACCGGGGGCGACGGGAUGGGUGGGAAGAAGGGAGGACGGAGCUGGGGCAUCGGUGAUGAGAGCGAAGGGGAGGCUGAGAAUGUGAGGGCGGGAGAAAGAAAGGGGAGAGGGGGGAGGGGAAGAGCAGCGGCUCCGGGGGAGCAGUCGACGAAGGACUUCUGGGAGUUCUGAAGUGAGUCGGUAGGGGAGGGAAAUUGUUCUCUAUGGGUUUCAAAGCGUAUCGAUGAAGCAUUAUGAUGUAUGAUGACGGAUCGACAGAUUGACGACGCGCUUUGAAGCUGUUCCUUUUGUGUCUGAUAUCCAAGUUGGUAGUCUAGCGGAUUCUCAGCUUUAAUACUAUAAGAUACUUCGAUUCUGGGAUGGUGUCUUGCUGACAGGGGUAUCAUGCUUUUGCCGUUUCCAAUGCCAUAUUCGUCUUCGUCCCUCCGGUUUCGAUCUUCGAGGUUAAUAU